This is a messenger RNA of Ochlerotatus camptorhynchus, 3925 nucleotides long. RefSeq names its product ATP-dependent RNA helicase pea (gene pea). The coding region runs from base 66 to 3842 and encodes 1258 amino acids. Gene Ontology annotation, biological process: spliceosomal complex disassembly; mRNA splicing, via spliceosome. Lineage: Eukaryota; Metazoa; Arthropoda; Insecta; Diptera; Culicidae. The record is from RefSeq and is a predicted model, not a curated record. Gene Ontology annotation, molecular function: RNA binding; ATP binding; RNA helicase activity. Gene Ontology annotation, cellular component: catalytic step 2 spliceosome; intracellular anatomical structure. The transcript is spliced from 4 exons.
AACGAAUGUCGUUCUACGAUUUCUCCUGUUUUUAGUGAAAAAUAAUCCAAAUUUUUGAUCUCAAAAUGGAUGAGCUCGAACAGCUUGAGCACCUCUCGCUGGUGUCGAAGAUUUGCACGGAACUCGAGAACCAUCUGGGACUGAACGACAAAGAUUUAGCCGAAUUCAUCGUUGAUUUGGCGGAGAAAAACCCAACCCUGGAAGGAUUCAAAAGUGUCCUGGCGGAAAAUGGUGCCGAGUUCGCCGAAUCGUUCACAUCGAAUCUUUUGCGUAUCAUCCAGCUGAUGAAGCCAGCGAAAGGGGCGGGAGGCAUGAGCAGCAGUACUUUGGCGUUUGAGGAUGACGAGCGGGUGGUAGGAUUAGCACUGAAAUUUCCCGGACUGGCAAUUCCGAAUUCGAAGAAGGGAUUUGAAUCGGAUGUGGAUGAGGAAGACGAUGAAGUGGAUGAGAAGAAGGAUAAGAAGAAAAUGGGAGCUCCGAAUGUUGUAGAUGACAUGUUUGCCGAGUUGGAAAGCAUGGCACCGUCUACGUCCUCCAAAGGGGAAAAUAAAAAGUCUCGUCAGCAACAGGAGGUGGAACAUAUGUUUGCUGAACUGGAGGAUUUGGCUCCUUUGUCAUCGAAAGAUGACAAGCGACGCGACCAGAGGAGUAGGUCUCGAGAUCGGAAGCGAAGCAGAUCUAGGGAAAGGAAACGAAGUAGAUCCAAGGAGAGGAAGCGCAGUAGGUCGAGGGAUAGGAAGCGAAGUAGGUCCCGGGAUCGGGAUCGCAGGAGAAGGUCUAGAUCUCGGCACAGAUCAAGAUCGAGGGAUAAGGAGAGAAGGCGCAGAAGCAGAAGCAGGGACCGUGAACGAGAUCGACGACCCAGGAGAAGUCGUAGUAGGUCAAAGGAUCGAAACCGGAGGCAUAGAAGCGGUUCAAAUUCAAAAGAAUUCCGUCGUCCACCACCAAUGCCUGAGGAACCAGAACCGGGCAAAGUCUACGAAGGAAAGGUAGUAAACAUCGUAGCAUUCGGCUGCUUCGUUCAGCUGUCAAACUUCCGACGGAAGAAGGAAGGGUUGGUUCAUAUUUCACAACUGUCGUCGGAGGGGCGUGUGAAUAGUGCAUCGGACGUGGUCAACCGAGGAGAUACCGUAAAGGUGAAAGUUAUUUCCAUCGCGGGGCAAAAGAUUUCCCUUUGCAUGAAGGAUGUGGACCAGCACACGGGUCAAGAUCUGAAUCCUUUAUCCCAUGCUCAUCUGCAGGAGAGUAGUGACCUUGCCAACCGGAAUCCGGACCGUCCGAUGAAUGUUCCUUCGAUGCUCAAUUUACAGGACAAUGUAGAAUCUAUGGAGGAAAACUCGAGGAAGAAGGUUACUCGCAUUUCCAGUCCGGAGCGUUGGGAAAUAAAGCAAAUGAUUUCUUCCGGAGUGAUCGAUCGCAGUGAAAUGCCAGAUUUUGAUGAGGAAACUGGGUUGCUUCCGAAAGACGAAGAUAGCGAAGCUGAUAUUGAAAUUGAAAUUGUCGAAGACGAACCACCUUUCCUGCAAGGCCAUGGUAGAGCAUUGCACGACUUAUCUCCGGUUAGAAUUGUCAAAAAUCCGGAUGGUUCGCUGGCGCAAGCAGCUAUGAUGCAAUCGGCCUUGGCUAAGGAACGACGAGAGGUGAAAAUGCUUCAGCGGGAACAGGAAAUGGAUUCGGUUCCGACCAAUAUGAACAAGAAUUGGAUCGAUCCUUUACCAGAAGAGGACACUAGAGCUCUGGCAGCGAACGUUCGAGGUGUCGGAAUGGCCAUGCAAGAUGUGCCCGAGUGGAAGAAGGCUAUCAUCGGUGGAAAGAAAUCGUCCUACGGUAAGAAGACGGACAUGAGCUUGGUCGAACAGCGACAGUCACUUCCAAUCUACAAGCUCAGAGAUGAUUUGAUCAAGGCCGUAACGGACAAUCAAAUUCUGAUUGUCAUCGGUGAGACCGGCUCGGGUAAGACUACGCAGAUCACCCAGUACUUGGCGGAGUGUGGUUUUAUCGCCCGGGGCAAGAUUGGGUGUACGCAACCGCGUCGUGUCGCUGCCAUGUCGGUGGCCAAGCGAGUCGCUGAAGAGUACGGUUGCCGUUUGGGACAGGAAGUCGGCUACACUAUUCGUUUCGAGGACUGCACCAGUCAGGAGACGGUGAUCAAAUACAUGACGGACGGUAUGUUGCUGAGAGAAUGUUUGGUGGAUUUGGAUUUGAAGUCCUACUCGGUGAUUAUGUUGGACGAAGCGCACGAACGGACAAUCCACACGGAUGUGUUGUUUGGGCUGCUGAAGCAAGCCGUUCAGAGGCGACCGGAGCUGAAGCUGAUCGUAACAUCGGCCACGUUGGAUGCGGUGAAAUUUUCGCAGUACUUCUUUGAAGCUCCAAUUUUCACGAUCCCGGGCAGAACGUUCCCCGUCGAGAUGCUGUACACCAAGGAACCGGAGACGGACUAUCUGGACGCUUCGCUGAUCACGGUCAUGCAAAUCCACCUCCGUGAACCCCCGGGAGACAUUCUGCUCUUCCUCACCGGUCAGGAGGAGAUUGACACCGCUUGCGAGAUCCUUUACGAACGGAUGAAAUCGCUCGGUCCAGACGUACCAGAGUUGAUCAUCCUUCCCGUGUACUCAGCCCUGCCGUCGGAAAUGCAAACUCGUAUCUUCGAUGCAGCUCCACCGGGCAGCCGAAAAGUGGUCAUUGCCACCAACAUUGCCGAAACAUCCCUCACCAUCGACGGUAUCUACUACGUUAUCGAUCCCGGCUUCGUAAAGCAGAAGGUGUACAAUUCUAAAACGGGAAUGGAUUCACUGGUGGUCACCCCAAUUUCCCAAGCUGCUGCCAAGCAGAGAGCUGGUCGGGCCGGGCGAACUGGACCGGGAAAAGCCUACCGAUUGUACACAGAACGAGCCUAUCGGGAUGAGAUGCUUCCCACUCCGGUACCGGAAAUUCAACGUACUAAUUUGGCCACCACAGUGCUGCAGCUGAAAACUAUGGGAAUCAACGACUUGCUGCACUUUGACUUCAUGGAUGCUCCGCCGGUUGAAUCGCUGGUGAUGGCCCUGGAACAGCUUCAUUCUCUGUCGGCGCUGGACAAUGAAGGUCUACUAACUCGAUUGGGUCGCCGUAUGGCCGAGUUCCCACUGGAACCGAAUCUGUCCAAGAUGCUGAUCAUGUCCGUGGCGUUGCAAUGUUCCGAUGAGAUUCUGACGAUCGUUUCGAUGCUCUCGGUUCAGAAUGUGUUCUAUCGACCGAAAGACAAGCAAGCCCUAGCCGAUCAGAAGAAGGCCAAGUUCAAUCAGAUCGAGGGUGACCAUUUGACUUUGCUAGCGGUGUAUAACAGCUGGAAGAACAACAAAUUCUCUAACGCGUGGUGCUACGAAAAUUUCGUACAGAUAAGAACGCUGAAACGAGCCCAGGAUGUGCGAAAACAGUUGCUGGGUAUCAUGGACAGGCACAAACUGGAUGUAGUUUCCGCUGGGAAGAACACGGUGCGGGUGCAGAAAACAAUUUGUUCCGGAUUCUUCCGGAAUGCUGCCAAGAAAGAUCCUCAAGAAGGCUACCGGACGUUGGUCGAUUCACAGGUGGUUUACAUUCAUCCCUCCAGUGCCCUGUUCAAUCGGCAGCCAGAGUGGGUUGUCUACCACGAGCUGGUCCAAACCACCAAGGAGUACAUGCGAGAAGUGACAACCAUCGAUCCGAAAUGGCUGGUCGAGUUUGCGCCUGCUUUUUUCCGCUUCUCCGAUCCAACCAAGUUGAGCAAAUUCAAGAAGAACCAACGCCUCGAACCACUCUACAACAAGUACGAAGAACCCAACGCCUGGCGUAUCAGUCGAACGCGAAGGAGACGAAACUAAACACACUCUAUUUAGGCUGUUUGAAGUUUUAUUACAUCUAUCAAUUAGUGUCCCAACAUUCUUAAUAAACAGAACUUAAACAU